Molecule: messenger RNA, 2136 nt
Organism: Cuscuta campestris
Lineage: Eukaryota; Viridiplantae; Streptophyta; Magnoliopsida; Solanales; Convolvulaceae
Source: the annotation of a GenBank genome assembly
CUAACAAGAGUAGAAACAAACACAAUCAUUUUGUGGACUUUUUUCAACACAUUUAGCAUUUUGAAGAGUGCCUUUUGGCACUUUAUCAGCACAAGCAGCAAAGCAAAAGGUCGGAUCAAUCACUUCACAUUAUCCGGGAAACUCAAUCUGGCAUGAGCCUUCAACAUGAACCAUUGGCAUCAUUUUCUUAGCUACAAAAAUAAAAGUAAAAAUAUUGUUAAAUAAUACUCCCUCCGUUCUAAAAAACAAUUCCUCUUUCAUUUUUUCUACUUCCAACAAAACACUUUCCCUUUCUAUUAAAAAACCACUUUUAUCCUUACUUUUUCAUACCCUACCUAUCACAUCAUACUUUUUCUCUAAUAAUCUAUCCAUCACAUCUUACUUUUAUCCAUCACAUCAGGGGCAAAAUUGGAAAUCAACUACUCCCUCCGUCCGGAAUUGAAGUACCCAUUUUGACUUUUGGUCAUUUUUAUUGGAUGUUGACUUUGGGAUGGAAAUGUCCACAAUACCCUCCUCAUCCUUUCCUGUUAUCCAUUCCCUAAGCCCACACAACCACCCCUAGCUCCCAAUCGCCCGAUGACCCAACCCACACCACCUCUACCUGCCGCACCACCACCGUCAGCUCCGCCCGCCGCACCACCACCGUCAGCUCUGCCAGCCACAGGAGCUUUCCGAGGAAGCAGAUCUGUGAGGAAGUGAAGUUCAACCACAGAGCAGCAAAAGUUCAUAGAACUUUAACAAGAUCUAGGUGGAGGAGAAACAGAACAAUAAAUUUCAAAAAGAUGGUGUAGAUCUGGCUGGAAAAAGAAGUAAAAGCUAGAGAGAAGGUAGUAGUGCCAUAUCCGUGCGCAAUGGCGGGUAUGUACGGAUUCGGGUUUGACGCUCACACCGGAAACUGGAGUAGUUCCGAGACUCCGGUUGUGAACGUUUCGGCUGGAUUGGGUGGCUCUGUUGGGCAGACCACUCCGAUCAACAUUCCUUUUGGAUCGAGUGCGGCCAUGGGGUCCACUCCGAUCACCACAUUCGUUGGAUCGAGCGCGACUAUGGGGUCCGCUCCGGUCACCUCGGUUAUUGGACCAAUCGCGGCUACGGCCGCAAUGGUCACUCCACUCGGACCGAAUAUGGCUUCGGCCAUACCGGUCAUUCCCUCACUUGGACCGAACACGGGUGUCUUCACAUCCGCACCGGUCGGACAUCCUACUGUCAUGGUGCCUGCGAACUCUGUCAAAGAACCGGCAAAGUUCACAGGUGUUGGCUUUAAAAUAUGGCAGCAAAGGAUGUUAUUUUGGCUGACCACCCUCAACCUUGCGAGGUACUUGAGGGAGGAUCCCCCUGUUGUGGGGGAGAACGCGGACGAGCCAACAGUUCAGGCUAAAGAGGCAUGGAUAGCGAAUAACUAUACGUGCCUUAACCUUAUCCUGAAUUGCUUGAGCGAUGCCUUAUAUGCUAUUUAUAGCAGGGCUGCAUCCGCAAAGGAGUUAUGGACUACACUGUCCAACAAAUACCAGGCCGAGGACGCCGGUGCGAAGAAAUUCGUUGUCGGUAAGGUCUUGGAUUUUAAGAUGGUGGAUUCCAAACCCGUGGUUAGUCAAGCUGAAGAAUUGAUUCUCAUUUUUAAUGAGUGCACUGACGAGGGAAUGGGAGUCAGUGAGGCAUUCCAAGUGGCGGCGAUUAUUCAUAUCCGUGAAGAGGUUCUCACUCGCGAGAAGAAAGUAGCUGUUGCUAAGGCCAAUGUGGUGGAGCAUCCAUCCAAAGAGGGUUCUUCCAAAGGGCCCAAGCCGAAUAAGGACAAGAAGAAGAUUGGCCCUAAGGGAGGCGUCGCGAAGCCCAAGUUCGCGGGGAAAUGCUACAACUGUGGCAUUACGGGCCACCGUUCUUCAGAGUGCCGCAAGAAGCCUCAGAAGAAGAAGUAGAAGAAGGAAGAAGCUCUCUGCUCGGAGCUAGAUGCGAUGGACCUUUGUGCUGUCGUGACAGAGCAACUUUUCUCUUCUUUAUACUCUAUAUAUCCAUAAAAAUAUUAAGUUAUUUUACUCCCAAUACACUACCAAACCUUUCCCAAAAGACUAGAAGAAGUUAGAGCCAACAAGAGUUCGUUUAGAGCCCGUUUAAGCUCCAUAACACCUCUAAAGUCUCGGU